UUCAUUCAUUUUAGUACCCUUUUCCGCCACUAGAGGGCUCCUGUGUCCUUUCGUUGCAGUCUGCGGGACCAAAGAAACCAUGGCGCUCUGGAAUAAGAAUUUGUGGUGUGUUUUAUCAAAGGUUGCUCACAAUGUGCCCGCAGCGUGUGCAGCUCCUUGCAACCGGUUAAUUCAUUCUUCACCACCGGCUUUCAUUCAAGCUGAAGUCUCAAAACCUGAGGGACGUACAACAUGCACCCUCAUUCCAGGAGAUGGUGUCGGCCCCGAGCUUGUACAUUCAGUUCAAGAAGUAUUCAAAGCUGCUGGUGUUCCUGUUGACUUUGAACCCUUCUUCUUUUCUGAAGUAAAUCCAACUCUCAGUGCCACCCUGGAUCAAGUCACCAACUCUAUUACUAAAAAUGGCAUUUGUCUGAAGGGUGUAUUGGCGUCACCUGACUACUCCAACGUUGGUGAGCUGCAGACACUGAACAUGAAGCUUCGGCGUACUCUUGAUCUGUAUGCUAAUGUUGUACAUGUGAAGUCUCUGCCGGGCGUUAAGAGCAGGCACCAAAACAUCGACACCAUCAUCAUCCGUGAGAUGACAGAGGGUGAAUACUCGGCUCUAGAGCAUGAGAGCGUCAAGGGUGUUGUUGAAUGCCUGAAGAUUGUGACAAGAGCUAAAUCUGAGAGGAUCGCUAAGUUUGCAUUUGAUUAUGCUACCAAGAACGGUCGUAAGAAGGUCACAGCUGUACACAAGGCCAACAUCAUGAAACUUGGUGAUGGCUUGUUUUUGAAGAGCUGUCGAGAUAUUGCUAAGUUGUACCCUAAAAUCGAGUUUGAGGCUAUGAUUGUGGACAAUUGUACCAUGCAGAUGGUGUCAAGCCCUCAUCAGUUUGAUGUAAUGGUGCUUCCUAAUUUGUAUGGUAACAUUUUGGAUAACCUGGCCUGUGGCCUGGUUGGUGGAGCUGGUGUUGUUGGUGGCGCCAGUUACAGCGCAGAGUGUGUGGUCUUUGAGCCUGGUGCACGGCACACAUUUGCCCAAGCUGUGGGCAAGAAUGUGGCAAACCCCACUGCCAUGCUGUUGUGUGCUGCCAAAAUGCUGAAUCAUGUUAAUCUACGCUUUUAUGGAGACAUGCUCCGAGGUUCUAUCGACAAGGUUCUGAAGGGUGGAAAGGUUCGUACCAAAGACUUGGGCGGGCAAGCUACUACCCAAGAAUUCACCUAUGCUAUUAUUAACAAUCUACGUUAAACCUAGCAUGAAGUGAUUAGGUUGAUAUUAUGUCCCACCUUGUAAAAUAUGACUUUUUGUUCAUAUUGUGACUCCAUUUUACUUUUUUCAAACAGUAUUGAAAUUUUAUUUAUUAGUAUUUAUUAAUUUGAUUCGAAUCCUCGCCUUUAUAAUGGAGUUUAAGUUUUAUCUUCCUAUAAGACACUUGCUGGCUAUGAAAUGAAACCUAAUACUUUGCUGUGCCUAGUCAAUUUCAGGCUUGCGCCUACCCGGUAUUGUGAUUUGUAUUUCAUUGGUUAAUUAAACUGUAGCGCUGUGCGCUUUAUGUAUGUCUUAUGUCAUUCAUUUUUUAUGGAGUGUUAUUGUUUGUUGUUGUAAGUGAAUGUACACAAACUUUACAUAUUGUCAUUAGAAAUGUUAUUAAAAACGAUUGAAGCAAUAAAAGCAGCAGCGCUCCUCUUGUUAA
Molecule: messenger RNA, 1673 nt
Organism: Thrips palmi
Lineage: Eukaryota; Metazoa; Arthropoda; Insecta; Thysanoptera; Thripidae
Gene: Idh3b
Product: isocitrate dehydrogenase [NAD] subunit beta, mitochondrial
Exons: 9
Coding region: 80-1228 (382 amino acids)
Biological process (GO): tricarboxylic acid cycle; isocitrate metabolic process
Cellular component (GO): mitochondrion
Molecular function (GO): NAD binding; oxidoreductase activity, acting on the CH-OH group of donors, NAD or NADP as acceptor; magnesium ion binding
Source: RefSeq, a predicted model, not a curated record